AGAUAUUAGGCUUAUUUAGCAAGAAGACGCGAACGCGGGAUUUCUCAGAGGAAAACCCGAGAAAGGACUAGGCCCGAGCAUUUUCACCGCGUCUUGUUUCGUUCGGAACUUGAUUUUACAACAUUUGACGUCGUGAACAGAACGUGGUUGGAAAAUGGAAGCAACAAGCAAGAAAAGAUCUGUUAUGCAAUGGACUGAAGAAAAAGACAUGGAGAUGAUGCGACAAAUGACAGCCAGUGGAAUUUUCUCCCAUAAGUGUGGUAGUAGGGAACGUGGCCAAGUUUGGCAAAACAUUGCAGCAAUUUUGAAUUUAAUGGAAGGAUAUGCAGUGAAUCCCAGAUCGGUAAGAGAUCGCUUCACUAAUCUUAUGCGAAAGUACAAGGCUAAAAAUAAUAAAGAAAUAAGAGGUUCGGGACUUGGUGGAGACCCACCAACAGAGUUUGAUACCUUAUUGGAAGAUUUAAUAGAACUGAGUGACGAAUGUGAUCUGAAACACGAACUUGCUGUAGAAGAGAAGAAAAACUCUGCAAAUUUAGAGCAGCAGAAAGCACUAGAGGUUAGACAGACAGCCAUGGAAAGAAUGAGCGAAACUAAGAAAAGAAAUGGUGACGAAAAUGAAGAACCAAGUAGCUCGAAAAGAAAUAGACGCUCAACAUCAGAAACUAUAGAUUUUUUGCGGCAAAAGAUGGCUCAUGAUAAAGAAUUACAGGAGCAGAAGGAAGCUAAGCGAUGUGAAAAAAUUAACCUACAAAAAUCCCAAAUGGAUCAGACAACAAAUAUGCUCACAGCUUUUCAGUCGAGCAUCCAACAACAAGCAGUACAACAUGCAGAUCAACAGAGAAAUAUUUUACAACUCAUAAACCAACAACAACAACAAUUCCAAAUGUUCAUGACUAUGUUUUCUCAAAAUAAAAAUAAUGAUAAAAAUUGAACUUUUGCCACACUUGGAACUUUAAACGUUGAAAUGUUUUGUUGUUAUUUUUUGUUGUGAUAGUCAAAUCAUCAAAAGCUACUUUUUCUACAAGAUUGUAUAUGUUAUUAUACAAAAAACCUUUUGUCUUAUGAGACUUGAAAGUA
This is a messenger RNA of Hydractinia symbiolongicarpus, 1077 nucleotides long. RefSeq lists its product as uncharacterized. The record is from RefSeq and is a predicted model, not a curated record. The transcript is spliced from 2 exons. Bases 155 to 931 code for a protein of 258 amino acids. NCBI's taxonomy places the organism in Eukaryota, Metazoa, Cnidaria, Hydrozoa, Anthoathecata, Hydractiniidae.